UCCGGACCUUUGACGACCACCCCCGUGGCGCCCCCCGAACGCACCGCGAAGACCUGGAAAGCUACUUUUAGUGACCUGCUAAAGCGCCAUUUUUUUUUCUUUUGGUUUUUUUCAUUAGUUGCAAGGCGAGUCAGCUGACCUGCUUGUUGGCUUCGUCGAAGAAAACAUUGUUGACGCUCGAAGCGUUCUCAAAGUGAACCAGAUUGUCACAAAGCUCCAAGUAGUGCUCGUCGCUCAUUGCUUUUUCGGCUUCCAGAAUCCGGAGCGACAAAACAAGAAGACACAAGACCGGAAGUAUUUUGGGAAAAAGAAGAAGCUCUCCUUUGACUUCCCGUCUGCGCUUUCACAAUAAGACAGAAGGUUGGUUGGGAGAGGAAGAUUUUCCAUCUUGUUCUGUGACGCCAUCCCAACGAAGCUCAGUCCGACGGACGGAUGGAACAAAGUUGACCUAUUAUUUUUGAUUUUGAUCUCAAAAAACGUAGCUAACUUGUUUGGGCUGAAGAAAAUAUGUGCGACGUGACGUGACCCGGAAGUGACGACGCCCCGUUGCUCGUCCUGCGCCUGCGCUGUGCGCUCCGGUUAUUGAGUCGGCGUCUGUCCUGACCUGUCUCUGGCUUCCCGGACGGCCGGUGUUGCGGUCUCCAAAUGACGUUUUUGGCUCUCGCGCUCGCUCGUCGAUGGUGGCGUUUGACCGGCGUUCCCGCCCUGAGCUUCAGCAGCACCAAGACAUUCUCCAUGGGUGAGUCGCGCCUCCCGAAACCGAGACCGGUCGCCCUCAGCGACCGGUCUUUGCGCGCUUCUCUUCAGGUGCCACCGAGGAGCAGUUCGAGGAGGCCAAGAAGAAACUUUCUUCGCUCAAGAAAGAUCCCGGGAAUGACGUCAAACUCCAGAUCUACGCGCUCUUCAAACAGGUCGAGGGCGUCCGGUCGCGCCGGCCGACAUCUGGCUGACGUCGCCUCGUUUUGUCGCGGGCAGGCCACGCGCGGUCCGUGCGACGCCCCCAAACCCGGAAUGCUGGACUUUGUCAACAAAGCCAAGUGGGACUCGUGGAAGUCUCUGGGAUCGCUCGAGCAGGGCGAGGCCCGGCGGCGCUACUGCGACCUGAUCGGCUCCCUGGCGGCGGCGGAAGGCGGAAGCUCGGCCCCGCCCGCCGACGGCGGCGGGUACGAUUGCCUGUCGGUCAGCUCGCGGAACGGCAUCACCACCAUCACCUUCGACAGACCGGCCAAGAAGAACGCCAUCACCACUCAGAUGUACGAGGAGAUCAUCGACGCUUUAGGACGAGCGGCCCGAGACGGCUCGGUCAUCACCGUCUUUACCGGCGCCGGGGAUUACUACUGCAGCGGAAACGACCUGAGCAACUUCACCAAAAUCCCCGAGGGAGGGGUGGAGCAAAUGGCCAAAGCCGGCGGGGAGCUGCUCAGGCGGUACGUGAAGGCUUUCAUCGACUUCCCCAAGCCGUUGGCGGCGCUGGUCAACGGGCCGGCCGUGGGCAUCUCGGUCACCGUCAUGGGCAUGUUUGACCUGGUCUACGCUACCGAAAGCGCCACCUUCCACACUCCCUUUAGCCAACUGGGUCAGAGUCCGGAAGGCUGCUCGUCGUACACGUUCCCUCGCAUCAUGGGAUACGGCAAGGCCAACGAAAUGUUGCUGUUCAACAAGAAGCUAACGGCGGCCCAGGCGUGUCAGCUGGGACUGGUCACCCGAGUCUUCCCCGACAGAAGCUUCCGCAGCGAAGCCCUGAGCCUCCUGGAGGGCUACGCCCGGCUACCUCCCGACUCUCUGGCGCUGUCCAAGCGGCUGAUCCGCUCGGGGGAGAAGGAGCGGCUCCACGCCGUCAACGACGCCGAGGUGGAACGUCUGAUGGAGCGCUGGACGUCGGAGGAGUGCUUCAACGCCGUCAUGAGCUUCUUUCAGGCUAAAGCCAAGCUGUGAUCCGACGGACGGACGGACGGACGGCUGACGUGAUGGAUCGUCGUCGAGUGCCUUCCUGACUGAGUAACAUUUGUAGGGGUUCCGAAAGUGUUAUGAUUGUGAAAUAAAAUGUUUCCCCUUUCUUUGACCGUGUCUGUAAAGUCGGCGGAACGGAUGCUUUGUCUAAUAAAUGAUUUCCAAGAAAA
Molecule: messenger RNA, 2120 nt
Organism: Corythoichthys intestinalis (scribbled pipefish)
Lineage: Eukaryota; Metazoa; Chordata; Actinopteri; Syngnathiformes; Syngnathidae
Gene: eci2
Product: enoyl-CoA delta isomerase 2
Exons: 9
Coding region: 646-1935 (429 amino acids)
Cellular component (GO): mitochondrion; peroxisome
Molecular function (GO): fatty-acyl-CoA binding; delta(3)-delta(2)-enoyl-CoA isomerase activity
Source: RefSeq, a predicted model, not a curated record